AUGAAGGAGCACAAGAUGCUGGUAACAAAAGAAGCAGAAGGAAGUAAAGCGCACGAGACAAGGAACUCCCCCAAGGGUGACGAGUCAGCAGCUGGACCUGAGAGCACCCGGACGACAGUGUGGACCACAUCAACUAUGAGCGAACCAACGCUGCUGCUCCCAGUUACAAAAGGAAGAAUGACUCCAGUCCCGACAGAGACGACCCUCACAUUCCCGUCACCAAGGCCAACAGGAAGAGCCACGUACCCCACUAGAAAUCACCGAAAAAAGAUGCCUCUUCCGAUAAAUUCUCCAACUACCCAGACAAGCUCUCCACUGACAGUAUUCAAGGUGCAGCAUGCUGAGGGCAAGACCUCGUAUGCCACAGUAGUGGACCUUGAAGAACAGUAUCCCCAGCUCAAGAUACAAGCAAAGCCAAACCUCAGAAGCAAAUAUAUUCUGAGACCCAAAGAAGAAAUUGCUGAAACUAUCUUGAAGAAACACAGAAUGCGACGAACUCAAGCCACAGGACAAAAUACGGAAAACUCAAAAGCUGCACCUCAAAUAUUAGGACAAAAGCAGUGGAAUGACAACGUGGAAAUAGUUACCACAAUUGUGUAUCUAAGAGCAGUAGCUAAAGCGAAAGUCCAACUCUUGCCCCCACGAAUUCUAUUCUUGCAGCGAGUACUUCUUUCGCAGCGAGUUCUACUGCGGCAGCGAGAGUUCUACUGCGGCAGCGAGAGUUCUACUGCGGCAGCCGUGCCUGGUCCCUGCCUGGUCUAUGAGGCUGAUACAGUUGAACAAAUUUGCUUGUUGAACGAUGAAGAGACAGAACGUGUCAACACUGCUGGGGAAGAGACAGAACGUGUCAACACUGCUGGGGAAGAGACAGAACGUGUCAACACUGCUGGGGAAGAGACAGAACGUGUCAACACUGCUGGGGAAGAGAAAGAACGUGUCAACACUGUUGGGGAAGAGACAGAACUUGUCAACACUGCUGGGGAAGAGAAAGAACUUGUCAACACUGUUGGGGAAGAGACAGAACGUGUCAACACUGCUGGGGAAGAGAAAGAACUUGUCAACACUGUUGGGGAAGAGACAGAACGUGUCAACACUGCUGGGGAAGAGAAAGAACUUGUCAACACUGCUGGGGAAGAGACAGAACGUGUCAACACUGCUGGGGAAGAGAAAGAACGUGUCAACACUGUUGGGGAAGAGACAGAACUUGUCAACACUGCUGGGGAAGAGAAAGAACGUGUCAACACUGCUGGGGAAGAGAAAGAACGUGUUAACACUGCUGGGGAAGAGAAAGAACGUGUCAACACUGCUGGGGAAGAGAAAGAACGUGUCAACACUGCUGGGGAAGAGACAGAACGUGUCAACACUGCUGGGGAAGAGACACAACGUGUCAACACUGCUGGGGAAGAGACACAACGUGUCAACACUGCUGGGGAAGAGACACAACGUGUCAACACUGCUGGGGAAGAGAAAGAACGUGUCAACACUGCUGGGGAAGAGACACAACGUGUCAACACUGCUGGGGAAGAGACACAACGUGUCAACACUGCUGGGGAAGAGACAGAACGUGUCAACACUGCUGGGGAAGAGAAAGAACGUGUCAACACUGCUGGGGAAGAGACAGAACGUGUCAACACUGCUGGGGAAGAGAAAGAACGUGUCAACACUGCUGGGGAAGAGAAAGAACGUGUCAACACUGCUGGGGAAGAGACAGAACGUGUCAACACUGCUGGGGAAGAGACAGAACGUGUCAACACUGCUGGGGAAGAGACACAACGUGUCAACACUGCUGGGGAAGAGAAAGAACGUGUCAACACUGCUGGGGAAGAGACACAACGUGUCAACACUGCUGGGGAAGAGAAAGAACGUGUCAACACUGCUGGGGAAGAGACAGAACGUGUCAACACUGCUGGGGAAAAGAAAGAACGUGUCAACACUGCUGGGGAAGAGACAGAACGUGUCAACACUGCUGGGGAAAAGAAAGAACGUGUCAACACUGCUGGGGAAGAGAAAGAACGUGUCAACACUGCUGGGGAAGAGACACAACGUGUCAACACUGCUGGGGAAGAGACACAACGUGUCAACACUGCUGGGGAAGAGAAAGAACGUGUCAACACUGCUGGGGAAGAGACACAACGUGUCAACACUGCUGGGGAAGAGAAAGAACGUGUCAACACUGCUGGGGAAGAGACAGAACGUGUCAACACUGCUGGGGAAAAGAAAGAACGUGUCAACACUGCUGGGGAAGAGACAGAACGUGUCAACACUGCUGGGGAAAAGAAAGAACGUGUCAACACUGCUGGGGAAGAGAAAGAACGUGUCAACACUGCUGGGGAAGAGACACAACGUGUCAACACUGCUGGGGAAGAGACACAACGUGUCAACACUGCUGGGGAAGAGAAAGAACGUGUCAACACUGCUGGGGAAGAGAAAGAACGUGUCAACACUGCUGGGGAAGAGACAGAACGUGUCAACACUGCUGGGGAAAAGAAAGAACGUGUCAACACUGCUGGGGAAAAGAAAGAACGUGUCAACACUGCUGGGGAAGAGACAGAACGUGUCAACACUGCUGGGGAAAAGAAAGAACGUGUCAACACUGCUGGGGAAGAGACAGAACGUGUCAACACUGCUGGGGAAAAGAAAGAACGUGUCAACACUGCUGGGGAAAAGAAAGAACGUGUCAACACUGCUGGGGAAGAGAAAGGAACAACGGGCCACUCCCAAGCCAGUAGCAACCCCCAAGCCAGUAGCAACACCCAGGACAGUAGCAACUCCCAAGCCAGUAGCAACACCCAGGACCGUAGCAACACCCAAGCCAGUAGCAACACCCAAGCCAGUAGCAACCCCCAAGCCAGUAGUAACCCCCAAGCCAGUAGCAACACCCAAGCCAGUAGCAACACCCAAACCAGUAGCAACACCCAAGCCAGUAGCAACACCCAAACCAGUAGCAACACAGAGGACAGUAGCAACACCCAAGCCAGUAGCAACACAGAGGACAGUAGCAACACCCAAGCCAGUAGCAACACCCAAGCCAGUAGCAACACAGAGGACAGUAGCAACACCCAAGCCAGUAGCAACACCCAAGCCAAUAGCAACACCCAAGCCAGUAGCAACACCCAAGCCAGUAGCAACACCCAAGCUAGUAGCAACACAGAGGACAGUAGCAACACCCAAGCCAGUAGCAACACCCAUGCUAGUAGCAACACCCAAGCCAGUAGCAACACCCAAGCCAGUAGCAACACCCAAGCCAGUAGCAACACCCAUGCUAGUAGCAACACCCAAGCCAGUAGCAACACCCAAGCCAGUAGCAACACCCAAGCCAAUAGCAACACCCAAGCCAAUAGCAACACCCAUGCUAGUAGCAACACUCAAGCCAGUAGCAACACCCAAGCCAGUAGCAACACCCAAGCCAAUAGCAACACCCAAGCCAGUAGCAACACCCAAGCCAGUAGCAACACCAAAGCCAGUAGCAACACCCAAGCCAGUAGCAACACCCAUGCUAGUAGCAACAUCCAAGCCAGUAGCAACACCCAAACCAGUAGCAACACAGAGGACAGUAGCAACACCCAAGCCAGUAGCAACACCCUCAAUUAA
Molecule: messenger RNA, 3591 nt
Organism: Procambarus clarkii (red swamp crayfish)
Lineage: Eukaryota; Metazoa; Arthropoda; Malacostraca; Decapoda; Cambaridae
Source: RefSeq, a predicted model, not a curated record